Molecule: messenger RNA, 2516 nt
Organism: Melanaphis sacchari
Lineage: Eukaryota; Metazoa; Arthropoda; Insecta; Hemiptera; Aphididae
Gene: Nufip
Product: nuclear fragile X mental retardation-interacting protein 1
Exons: 6
Coding region: 396-2306 (636 amino acids)
Biological process (GO): box C/D snoRNP assembly
Cellular component (GO): nucleus
Molecular function (GO): RNA binding
Source: RefSeq, a predicted model, not a curated record
GAUAACUAAACACGUGCUUCGAUUUCAAUACUUGUACGUUUAAAAAAUAAUAGCAACAGCCAACAACUAGCAAUAAGUAUUAUUGUAAUAUUGUACCAAGCUACUGAGUGCUACGAAGUGUACGAAAUACGAGUUACGACUACUGCCGAGUGCCGAGGACUAAGUGCCGUCUGCUGUUUGUUAAAGUGCUCGCCAGUCACAAAUACACGGUUUUAAAUUCCAAGUUGGUCUUUAAUCUAGUUUGAUAUUAAAACAAUUUAAAAUCACGAGUAUCAAAUAUAAUUCGCAUAUCGAAAUUAAUAACGAGGAACGUGUAUUUUGAAAAACAACUACAUGCAUUGCACGGUGAUUUUAUUAUCAGGCUACUGGAAAUAACUAAAUUAUAUUCUUCUGACAUGUAUCGUCCAAAUGGUUUAUCAAAUUACUCACCAAAUGGGCCUAAUCAACAAUCACAGUCAUAUACUCCUAGAUCUUUUCAACAGCAACAAUUUGGUCCACGAUUUCAAUCACCUCCACAACAGUUUACACCACCAGGAUCUUUUUAUCAACCUCCCCGACAACAUCAUGACCCCUCAAUACCUGCGUACCAAGUUCCUAAUACUGCAUUACCUCCACCUUUCUAUCAAACUCCUGUCCAAAAUCAAUUACCAAUUCAACAUAUUGAAAUACCGCCAAAUUCUAAUUACCCACCUCCAUCUGCUGGUCCUUGUUUUAACCAACAAUCAGUACCUCCCUAUAGAACACCUGGACAAGUAUUUAUACCACCUAUCCAAAAUUUUAGUCAACCUCCUCCUAUUCAAAAUUAUAAUAAUUGUCCUCCAAUUCAAAACUACAACCAGCCUCCUCCAAUCCAAAAUUUUAACAAUCCAAAUAUACCACCCCCAUUUCAGUCUAUAAAUUUAAAUUGCAAUCAGCCAGUUGGCUCUUCAUACCAGUCUCCAAGCCCUGGUAUUAAUGCAACACCAAAUAAUUCAUUUCGACCUCAAGUACAGAAUCCUGAACCAUACAAAUUACCAGCAGAUCAAUGUUAUCAACAACAGCAGUCUCCAUUUAAUUUACCUAGACAUGAAUUCAAUCAAAGGCCUUCUUUUAGGCCUCCUGGACAACAAAGAUUUCCCUUUAAUAAACAAAAUCCAAGAUAUCAGCAAUCACAACAUGAUAAUAGAUUUCAAUUUAAACCUAGACAGCAAUAUCAAAAUUAUCGCCCUAGAGGAGGACCUCCUCUUAGUUUUAAUAAUCAGAGUAAAAGUAAUUUUGUACCUAAAAAUGAUAAAAACCAAGUAGCAUGUGAAUUAGGUGAUUGUGACUUUGUGGGACAUGCUAGUGCUGUUAAAGAACAUCAAAAUAUGCAUCAUCGAUUGGGACUACACAAGAAAGUGUUGUAUAGUAAUAACUCAGAUGCUAUUAAAAAUUGGAUCGAGGAAAGAAAGAAAAAAUGGCCAACUAAAGAAGCCAUUAAAACAAAAGUAGAUAUAGAGGAUGAAAAAAAUAAGAGAGGGGAACGUAUAGCAGAUGAAGAUUUCCAGAGAUUUAAUAAAAAAAAUAAAACUAACAAUUCUGGAAAUAAACGAUUUAACAAUAGAAAACGACCAAGGUUUAAUGGUGAAUUCACAGAACCUGUUGAAGAACCAAUGAAUGGAAACUUAAAACGUUUUGCUGGAAUAGUUGGUAUUGUUAAGGAUGAACAAUUAGAAGAGUCGAAUAAAUCAGUUGUAUUAAAACUAUUAGAGCAAUAUGAUCAAUCUAGUGAUGAUCUAAGUGACAAUGAACCACCUGAAGAACUACCUAUAGUUAGAACAUCUGAGUCACUAGAGAAUAAAAAUGUAUUAGAACAAAAUGAGAAACCAUGUUCUUCAUCAGUAAUAGAAACUUCAAUAAUAGAGAAAAACGAAGAACCCAGUUCUACUCCAGUAAUAGAUGCUUUAAUAACUGAAAAAAAUGAAAAUUCAAAUUCUACUUCAAUAAUUAAAAACAAAGAAGUCGAUUCCACUUUAAUAAUUGAUCGUGACAGUGAAGUUAUUAGCACUGAUGUUAAAACUGACGUAUGUUCUAAAACAAAUGAUAAAUGUGAAAAAUCCAUUAAUGAACGUGGCCAAAAACGUAAAAACACUUCCAAAAAAGAAUCUAAACCAGUCAAAAAAAUGCCACCAAUGAAGACACCACGAACUGAAAUUGUUGAAAGGAAGAGUGCCUUGUUGGAAGCUUUGAUGGGAGAUUUAAUGCGCAGAGAACGAAACACUAUCACUCAAUGUAUUUGUUACAUCAGAAAUAACAUGAAUCGUUUCUGUAAAAUUCAAGUCUCUUAAAAAUUGACGUUUUGUUAUCAUUUGUUUUUCUAUUGAAGCAACACACAAGAAUAAAGUAAUAUGUGUAUUAUUGUUUUUAAAUGCAAUAUUGUUAUGAAUUUAUUUGUAUUUGAAUGUGGAAGUUUGUUACGAUAAAAACUACACUGGUAAUUACUCUGUAAAUAUAAUAAUAAUUAUAUUUUAAUAUUUAUAUAUUACAACAAUAUUGAC